Messenger RNA from Esox lucius (northern pike), 3384 nucleotides. Its product is annotated as zinc finger protein 180-like. Gene Ontology annotation, biological process: negative regulation of transcription by RNA polymerase II; regulation of cytokine production; regulation of immune system process. Lineage: Eukaryota; Metazoa; Chordata; Actinopteri; Esociformes; Esocidae. The transcript is spliced from 3 exons. The record is from RefSeq and is a predicted model, not a curated record. Bases 870 to 1964 code for a protein of 364 amino acids.
GACGUAAGGAUUACGUUAUUUGUUAAAAUAUCACGGUGUUGCGCAUUGAACUAGUUAGCUAGUCUAGAUACUUACUUUUUUAAGCAGUCAACUGGUGAAUGGUAAAUUUGGUUCAAGAGCUGGAAGAACAUGAAUGUCAGGGAUUGUGUGAAAUCGCAACAUUUGAAGUUAGUUUGUCGGACGUUGACUUGGUGGUGUCCACUGUCCUGUUCUUCGGGGGAAUUUGUCGUUGUCCGGUCGACCUAGAUGGCAUUUCACACAAUGAAUGCCCAGUAAUCAUUAUCUAGCUCUGAUAAAGAGUUAUCAUUCAUGGCCAAAACGUCCAGACCAGAACCAGAAAUACACAAAAUGCUCUGCACAGUUCAAGCUAUAGUCCUUGAUGGCACCUGUAGUUCUUGUUGAUGUGUAGUUGUACACUUAUGAUCAGCCCAUGUCAUUGGAGUCCAUGCACCAGACGUGCAAUACUUCUAGUUCAUAUGUAACAUCCUGAAUGUUACUGAUAUGAAUGGAAUGAAGAAUGUCUAGAUUCUGUUAAUUGAACGAUUCUGCAUUAAACACAGACAUUGGGAAAUUAUGUUAUGUAAAAUGUUUAGUGUAUUAAGCACAUACACAGGUUUUUGGAUGUGGCAGUACAGCAAAAUGCUUGUGUUACUAGGUCCAACAAUGCAGUAGCUCGAAAUGGCAAACAUUUACACUGUAGAACAGAUCUUUGAAUGGGAAAACCCAAUUCAUAUUGAAUUUGUUUCACUCUGUUUUGGGUCAUUUGUUCCAGUUCUUUUCAUACUUAACAUGACCCAACAAAGUCUUACUUUCCUGGCUACUUUCCAAGUGUUGGGCCGAGCUGUAUGUAGGUCCUGCAUGGAUUUAGUAUGACCUCAGAGAAAAUGAAUGAUUGCAGUGGAACAUUGGGGCUGAAUCUUAACAUCAAAGAGGAGGAGAUGCAAAAUUUCAAAGUGAAGGAAAAUGAGGCAUUCACAGUAAAGGAGGAUCAGGAAGCUUUCACAAUGAAGUUGUUGACAUUCAGAUUUGAAAAUGAAGAGGAAGCAGUUUCAACUGAAGAGAUUAUCAGAGUGAAAAUUGAGGAGGGUAGAGGAAAAAGCACAGAGACAAGACAGGGUUCACAAAGUGGAAGAAGUCCAAUACAGGAACCUGACUGGCGAGCUCCUGUAGAGAAACCUCACUGCUGCCCCAAGUGUGGAAAAUCAUUCUCAGAGUCAGGAAACCUAAAGCAGCACAUGCGGACUCACAGUGGAGAGAGACCGUACCACUGCACUAAAUGUGGUAAACGCUUCAUACAAUUGGGUCACUUCAAUUGCCACCAGCGUACUCAUACUCGGGAGAAACCGUUCAGUUGUGGUGAGUGCGGGAAAAGUUUUUCUCAGACAAUAAAUCUGAAGAAGCACCAACUAACACACUCUGGUGAAAGACACUUCUUGUGUUCUGAAUGUGGAAAGAGUUUUUCUUCAUCCACCAACCUAAAAAGACACCAGAGCACGCACAGCAAUGAAAAGCCUUUUCAGUGCUCUAACUGUGAAAAGUGUUUCACUCACAUCCACCACCUAACAAGACAUCAGACUGUACACACAGGGGAGAAACCUUUCACUUGCACUGACUGUGGGAGGUGUUUUUCUCUACAGGGUACUUUAAAAAAACACCAGCGCACACACACUGGAGAGAAACCGUACCACUGCUUGCUAUGUGGGAAGAAUUUCUCUCUUUCAGUUGCACUAAAGAGACACCAACUCACACACACUGGGGAGAAACCGUACCAAUGCUCACAAUGUGGAAAGAGUUUCACCCAAAAGGGUCAUUUAACUCAACACCAGGGAACGCAUGAGCUGGAAAGGCCUUACCCCUGCUCCCAGUGUGGCAAGAGUUACUCCUCAGCCCCCUCACUAAAAGCACAUCAAAGGAAUCAUGCUAAGGCAGUCAUGUUGAGGACACACCAGGAUGAACAUUUGUAAACUGGUUGCUCUGUAAGGGAUUGAUAGCCUACAUUUGAAAUCAUAAAUUGUGCCUUAAAUCCUUUGUCCCUACAGUUUUGUCACCCUCAUUUACAAAAAAAACUCUUAGGCCCAAUUAUGUUUCUUCCUGAAUUGUUCAUUUGCACAAUCUUUGCAUAUUUAAAAAUAAUGGACUGGGUUGCGUUCUAUAUUAAAUUAAUUGUGUGGAAUGUUUAAUUCAAUGUCAGAAACAUUUGACCAAUUUAUAGCCAUGGAUGGCCUCUUUUUGUCAACUGAUGUUUUUUUAAACUUCCUUACCUACUGGAAUUGCAGCACAGAUGUUUUACUCCUAAGCUUUGUUUACAUUGCAGGUCUUAAUGCUCCUCAGUUAGUUUUUCAAACCUUUUGUUGCAUAUUGACUGAUUGGUGGAAAUGCUUGUGCUUCUUAUUCAGCAAGCUACAUUGACAAUGGCAAUACCUACCAAGAACGUUUUCCAGUUGCAUUGGAUGUUGAAAUGAAAUCAGUGUUGUACAUUUUAAGCUUGAAAGAUUCUAAUUUUUUUUGGCUAUCUACAACAUUUAACAAGCUAGGUAGCUGUUUAGUUUACUAGCAGACCUACAGAUUUAGAUUUAAAUAAUAGCUAACCUACUGUGGUGGUAUUGCAACAAACAGGCAGAAUUUAACCUGCUCCAACAUCUGGAUUUCAUAAAACACUGCUAACAGGAGAGGACAUCUAUCUGCACUCAAACCUGUGCUUCAUUUAAUUGAAAACCCUGCCAUAACAACCCACCAGGUUAAUUGCUCUCUUUAAUUAUGAUGACAAGUGACUGUUCCCAUAUAGCUGGUCUACUGUACUGCUUUCAGUGAAAUCAGUAGAAAUCAUAGGUUAUUUAAAUGUAAAACAAAUUUGUUUGUGACCUUAUUGAGUAAUGUCUCAAGUUUUCUUUUCUUUUAGCUAAUCAAAAAACUGUGAGGUGUGGUAUUGAUUGGAAUGGUAUUACUUACAAUUUGAUUAUAUCCAGUCUAAUAUGAAUUAGCCACUUCAUAUUACGUAAGAGAAGCUAACCAGCUAUUGGCUUUCAAAAUGUUUUUAAAUCCCAAGUUUUGGUGAAGCGAAUACAAUUCCUUGUUAUGCCCCAAUUCAAUGCAGUAUCUAUUAAGACUAGUUAGUUGCCUUGUAUGCUCAGCUAUUUCAUCAGCAUUACACUGUAGAUGUUGGUGCUUUUUGUGCUAGUGAUGGCAAGCGAAAGGGUGGAGGGAAUACCACAUCUGUGAAAUAAUGUUAAUAAGAAUGUCUUGAGAUGCAGCAAAAUAAUUUUUGGUAAGGAUAUUGUGCUGCAGUGAGAGCUGGGUGGAGGUUUUACAUAUAAUUUUAUUUUGCAUUUUAACCUGAACCAUAUAAACCAAUCAGCCAUAACAUUAUGACCACUAACAGGUGAA